AUGGCGCGCACUUACGGGGAUGCCGUUGCGGCUCUUAACACGCUCCAGAGUAAUUUCGCGGUCAUCGAUGCUAUUCGAAAAUCGGGAAAGAAGAUGAAUGAGCACGCCAUACCUGAGAUGGUGGAGUGGUGCGCAAAGAUCGGUUAUCAAACGUCGGAUCUGAACUCGCUCAAUGCGAUACAUAUUGCCGGAACGAAAGGCAAAGGCUCUACAGCUGCAUUCGUCUCUUGCAUACUCGACCAAUUCCGCCGUUCGACGGAGUUUGCUGUCCCAACCAAGAUCGGCCUCUAUACAUCACCUCAUCUGCGCUUCGUGCGCGAGCGCAUUCAGGUCAAUGGCUCUCCGCUGACCGAAGAGCAGUUUGCGCGCUACUUUUUCGAGACCUGGGACAGGCUAGAGCAGUCUGCUGUCUCUGCAGGCCAGGACCCGAAGGCGCCUACCAGCAAACCCGUUUAUUUCCGCUUCCUCACGCUCAUGGCCUUUCAUACAUUCAAAGCCGAAGGCGUUGACGUGGCCGUGAUUGAAUGUGGUAUCGGCGGCGCCUAUGACAGCACCAACGUCCUCCUCGCCCCCACUGUUACUAGCAUCACGAGCCUGGGCAUCGACCAUGUAGGCGUCUUAGGCUCAACCCUGCCCGAGAUCGCCUGGCAUAAAGCCGGUAUCAUGAAGUCAUCGGCAAAAUGCUUCACGCCUUCCUCACAAGAUCCCUCUGCCAAAGCUGUACUAGACGAUGUUGCCUCCAAAGUGCCUACAAUGCUCACAUACGUCGAUACCCAUCCUUCCAUAGCGAAUCGCACUUGGCGACUUGGUCUAGAAGCCGAUUUUCAACACUCCAACGCCUCCCUCGCCGUAGCAGUCACAACCGAGUUCCUCUCCAAAAGCUCUAUUGACGCCGCCACCUUGUCCGCACAGUCUCUCAUCGCCGCAGGCCUAGCCUCCACUUCCUGGCCCGGCCGCUGCGACACCCGCCACGAAGGCCCUAUAACCUGGUGCAUCGACGGCGGUCACACGCUAGAUUCCAUCACCCUCGCCGGCAAAUGGUUCGCUUCCCAACUCCGCACAUUCGCCACCUCCUCUCCUUCCACCAAGUUCAAGACCUACCUAAUCUUCAACCAACAAACCCGCGAGCGCAGCGCUUCCUCCCUCGCCCUGGCUCUGCACAGCACCCUCUCGCCCCUUCUCCCCACAACACACACCUCUGCCUUCGACACCGUCAUCUUCUGCACCAACACCACGUACCUCACCGCUGGCACCACUCCCGAUCUCAUGGCUGUGGGCGCCAAUACGACCGACGUCGCAACGCUAAGUGUACAGAACGAGCUCGCCGAAACAUGGCGUGGUGUUGACCCGGAGGCGCGCGUUGAGGUGCGGCGCACUAUCGAAGAAUCGCUCGAGGUGGUGAGAAGGGAUGACGCUGACGAGGCGACCAGAAAGGUCGUACUCGUGACAGGGAGCUUGCAUCUCGUUGGUGGAGUGUUGGAGGUGCUAGAAGGAUCGGCGCCGAGCGUCGGCGGCCCUUGA
This is a messenger RNA of Cyphellophora europaea CBS 101466, 1521 nucleotides long. RefSeq lists its product as uncharacterized. Lineage: Eukaryota; Fungi; Ascomycota; Eurotiomycetes; Chaetothyriales; Cyphellophoraceae. The record is from RefSeq and is a predicted model, not a curated record. The transcript is spliced from 3 exons. Gene Ontology annotation, molecular function: tetrahydrofolylpolyglutamate synthase activity; ATP binding. Gene Ontology annotation, cellular component: cytoplasm; cytosol; mitochondrion. Gene Ontology annotation, biological process: tetrahydrofolylpolyglutamate biosynthetic process. The coding region runs from base 1 to 1521 and encodes 506 amino acids.